AUGCGUACCUCAAUCAAAGCAAACGUGCUUGCCUUGUUCUUGUUUUAUCUUCUAUCACCUACUGUAUUUUCGGUCUCCCAUGACGGAUUGAUUCGAAUUGGACUUAAAAAGAGGAAGGUGGACCGAAUCGACCAACUUCGUGGACGUCGUGCGUUAAUCGAAGGAAAUGCUCGAAAAGAUUUCGGCUUCCGUGGUACGGUUAGGGACUCGGGCAGUGCCGUUGUUGCACUAACGAACGAUAGGGAUACUUCGUAUUAUGGUGAGAUUGGUAUCGGAACUCCACCUCAGAAGUUCACAGUGAUUUUCGAUACCGGAAGUUCUGUUCUAUGGGUGCCUUCUUCAAAGUGCUACAAUUCAAAAGCUUGUCGUGCGCACUCAAUGUAUGAGUCGAGCGGUUCAAGUACCUACAAGGAAAAUGGGACAUUUGGCGCUAUUAUAUAUGGAACCGGAUCAAUCACUGGUUUUUUUAGCCAAGACUCUGUCACGAUCGGUGAUCUUGUUGUUAAAGAGCAGGAUUUUAUAGAGGCAACCGAUGAGACCGACAAUGUUUUCUUGCAUAGGUUGUUUGACGGUAUACUCGGCCUUUCGUUUCAAACGAUCUCCGUUCCUGUCUGGUACAACAUGCUUAAUCAAGGUCUUGUUAAAGAACGGAGGUUUUCCUUUUGGUUGAAUSGCAAUGUUGAUGAGGAAGAAGGUGGCGAACUCGUGUUUGGUGGGCUUGACCCUAAUCAUUUUAGGGGUGACCACACUUAUGUCCCUGUGACUUAUCAGUACUAUUGGCAGGACACUUUUAUAGAGGUUUCCAUUUCAGGAUUUUGCGCCCCUGGUUGUCAAGCAUAUGCAGACUCUGGAACCUCUUUGUUGGCGGGUCCAACGGCUAUUGUUACUCAAAUCAAUCAUGCAAUUGGCGCUAACGGGGUCAUGAACCAGCAAUGCAAGACAGUGGUUAGUCGUUAUGGAAGGGAUAUAAUUGAGAUGCUCCGAUCUAAGAUACAACCUGAUAAAAUCUGUUCGCACAUGAAGUUAUGCACUUUAGAUUGCAACACUCUUUCCUCCAUGCCCAAUGUUUCCUUUACAAUUGGUGGCAAAAAAUUUGGGCUCACCCCAGAGCAGUACAUCUUGAAAGUCGGUAAGGGAGAAGCAACACAAUGCAUCAGUGGAUUCACUGCGAUGGAUGCAACUCUUCUUGGACCUCUGUGGAUCCUCGGAGAUGUUUUCAUGCGUCCAUAUCACACAGUGUUUGAUUAUGGCAAUUUACUAGUUGGAUUUGCAGAAGCAGCUUGA
Molecule: messenger RNA, 1284 nt
Organism: Cynara cardunculus var. scolymus (artichoke)
Lineage: Eukaryota; Viridiplantae; Streptophyta; Magnoliopsida; Asterales; Asteraceae
Product: procardosin-A-like
Exons: 12
Coding region: 1-1284 (427 amino acids)
Biological process (GO): proteolysis
Molecular function (GO): aspartic-type endopeptidase activity
Source: RefSeq, a predicted model, not a curated record